GCAUCUGCUUUGAUUGCUAAAUCUGAUCACCAUGUUUUUGGUUCUUUCAGCCACCACAGAAUUAAGGGACUUUUUUGCCAAAGCCCGAAAUGGUUCAGUUCGGCUCAUCAAGGUCAUCAUUGAGGACGAGCAGCUCGUGCUGGGGGCCCACAAAGAGCUGUCCCGGCGCUGGGAUGCUGACUAUGACCCCUUUGUGCUGCCCUUGCUGGAUGAGCAGCAGCCCUGCUACGUCCUGUACCGCCUGGACAGCCAGAACGCGCAGGGCUACGAGUGGCUCUUCAUCUCCUGGUCCCCUGACAGCUCCCCGGUCCGGCUGAAGAUGCUGUAUGCUGCCACCAGAGCCACGGUGAAGAAGGAGUUUGGAGGGGGGCACAUAAAGGACGAGAUGUUUGGCACAGUGAAGGAGGACGUGUCCCUGAGUGGUUACCAGAAGCACAUGUCCUCCUGCUCUGCCCCAGCCCCGCUGACCGCAGCUGAGCAGGAGCUGCAGCAGAUCCGCAUCAACGAGGUGAAGACGGAGAUCAGCGUGGAGAGCAAGCACCAGACACUGCAGGGCCUGGCCUUCCCCCUGCAGCUGGAUGCCCAGCAAGCCAUCCAGGCUCUCAAGCAGAAGAAAAUCAACUACAUCCAGCUGAAGCUGGAUCUGGAGCGGGAGACCAUCGACCUGGUGCACACAAGCCCCACGGAGAUCUCUGACCUGCCCAAGAGGAUCCCCCAGGACUCUGCUCGCUACCAUUUCUUCCUGUACAAGCACUCACACGAGGGAGAUUACCUGGAGUCUGUUGUCUUUAUCUACUCCAUGCCUGGCUACAAGUGCAGCAUUAAGGAGCGCAUGCUCUACUCCAGCUGCAAGAGCCGGUUGCUGGACACUGUGGAGCAGGAGUUUUGCCUGGAGAUAGCCAAGAAGAUCGAGAUCGACGACGGGGCGGAGCUGACGGCGGAGUUCCUGUACGAGGAGGUGCACCCCAAGCAGCACGCCUUCCGGCAGGCCUUCGCCAAGCCCCGCGGGCCCGUGGGCAAGCGGGGACAGAAGCGGCUGAUCAAGGGCCCGGGCGAGAACGGCGAGGACAGUUAGAUCUGCGGAACGGACACCAUCCAUCCCCACGGCCUCCCCGCCUCCUCUGCGCUGACCUGGGGAUCUUUCCCUCCAUCUCAGCCUUUUUUUUUUUUUUUUU
Messenger RNA from Ficedula albicollis (Collared flycatcher), 1175 nucleotides. It is a transcript of the gene TWF2, whose product is annotated as twinfilin actin binding protein 2. Gene Ontology annotation, cellular component: myofibril; cytoplasm; actin filament. Bases 32 to 1075 code for a protein of 347 amino acids. The transcript has 8 exons. The record is from RefSeq and is a predicted model, not a curated record. NCBI's taxonomy places the organism in Eukaryota, Metazoa, Chordata, Aves, Passeriformes, Muscicapidae. Gene Ontology annotation, biological process: regulation of lamellipodium assembly; positive regulation of neuron projection development; actin filament depolymerization. Gene Ontology annotation, molecular function: actin filament binding; actin monomer binding.